AUGGACAUGAACAUGGACAUGGACGUGGACGUGAACGUGGACGUGGACGUGGACGUGGACAUGGACGUGGACGUGAACGUGGAUGUGGACGUGGACAUGGACAUGGACGUGGACGUGGACGUGGACAUGGUCGUGGACAUGGACGUGAACGUGGACAUAGACCUGGACGUGGACAUGGACGUGGACGAGGUCGUGGACUUGGACGUGGACGUGGACGUGGACAUGGUCGUGGACGUGGACGUGGACGUGGACAUGGACGUGGACGUGGACGUGGACGUGGACAUGGACGUGGACGUGGACGUGGACGUGGACGUGGACAUGGUCGUGGACGUGGACAUGGACGUGGACGUGGACAUGGACGUGGACGUGGACGUGGACGUGGACAUGGACGUGGACAUGGACGUGACGUGGACGUGGACAUGGACACAUGGACAUGGACGUGGACGUGACGUGGACGUGGACGUCGACGUGGACGUGGACGUGGACAUGGACGUGGACGUGGACAUGGACGUGGACAUGGAUGUGGGAAGGGGAUGGGGGGAAGUAGGGAAGGGGAUGGGGGGGAACAGGGAAGGGGAUGGGGGGAAGCAGGGCAGGGGAUACGGGGUAAGAGGGGAUAGGAUAGGGGGAAGCACGGCUAGGGAUACGGGGAAGCAGGGAAGAGGAUGGGGGGAACGUGGGCAGAUGCCGGGGAGAGAGCUGGGGGGAGGAUGGUGGGGAGCAGAGAGGGAAUCAAAACGCUAUGGGGAGAGGGAAAGAGCGGAUGGAAACGCGGAGGAGGACAUGGACGUGGACAUGGACGUGGACGUGGACGUGGACGUGGACAUGGACGUGGACAUGGACGUGGACGUGGACGUGGACAUGGACGUAGACGUGGACGUGGACAUGGACGUGGAUGUAGACGUGGACGUGGACAUGGACGUGGACGUGGACGUGGACGUGGACGUGGACAUGGACGUGGACGUGGACGUGGUUGUGGACGUGGACGUGAACGUAGACGUGGACGUGGACGUGGACGUAGACAUGGACGUAGACGUGGACGUGGACGUUGACGUGGACAUGGACGUGGACGUGGACGUGGACGUGGACGUGGAGGAAUUGGACGUGGACAUGGACGUGGACGUGGACAUGGACGUGGAAGUGGACGUGGACGUGGACGUGGAGAACUUGGACGUGGACAUGGACGUGAACGUGGACGUGGACAUGGACGUGGAGGACUUGGACGUGGACAUGGACGUGGACGUGGACGUGGACAUGGACGUGGGCGUGGACAUGGAGGUGGACGUGGACGUGGACGUGGACAUGGACGUGGACGUGGACGUGGACGUGGACAUGGUCGUGGACAUGGACAUGAGCAUGGACAUGGACGUGGACGUGGACGUGGUCGUGGACGUGAACGUGGACGUGAACGUGGACGUGGUCGUGGACGUGGACGUGGACGUGGACCUGGACGUGGACGUGGACGUGGACGUGGAGGUGGACAUGGACGUGGACGUGGACGUGGACGUGGACGCGGACGUUGACGUGGACGCGGACAUGGAUGUGGACAUGGACAUGGACGUGGACGUGGACGUGGAUGUGGACGUGGACGUGGACGUGGACGCGGACAUGGAUGUGGACGUGGACAUGGACGUGGACGUGGACGUGGACGUGGACGUGGACGUGGACGUAGACGUGGACGUGGACGUGGACGUGGACAUGGACAUGGACGUGGACGUGGACGUGGAUGUAGACGUGGACGUGGACGUGGACGUGGAAGUGGACGUGGACGUCGACGUGGACGUGGACGUGGAGGACUUGGACGUGGAUGUGGACGUGGAUGUGGACGUGGACGUGGACGACUUGGACGUGGACAUGGACGUGAACAUAGACGUGGACAUAGACGUGGACGUGGACGUAGACAUGGACGUAGACGUGGACGUGGACGUAGACGUGGACAUGGACGUGGACGUAGACGUGGACGUGGACGUAGACGUGGACGUGGACGUGGACGUGGUCGUGGACUUGGACGUGGACGUGGACGUGGACAUGAAGGUGGACGUGGACGUGGACAUGGACGUGGACGUGGAUGUGGACGUGGACAUGGACGUGGACGUGGACGUGGACGUGGACAUGGACGUGGACGUGGACAUGGUCCUGGACGUGGACAUGGACGUGGACGUGGACAUGGACGUGGACGUGGACGUGGACGUGGACAUGGUCCUGGACGUGGACAUGGACGUGGACGUGGACAUGGACGUGGACGUGGACGUGGACGUGGACGUGGACAUGGACAUGGACGUGGACACUUGGACGUGGACGUGGACGUGGACAUGGUCGUGGACGUGGACGUGGACGUGGAGGAACAUGGACGUGGACGUGGACGUGGACGUGGACAUGGACGUGGACGUGGACAUGGACGUGGACGUGGACGUGGACGUGGACGAAGACCUGGUCGUGGACGUGGACGUGGACGUGGACAUGGACGUGGACGUGGAUGUGGACUUGGACGUGGACGUGGACGUGGACAUGGACGUGGACGUGAACGUGGACGUGGACGUGGACAUGGACAUGGACGUGGACGUGGACGUGGACAUGGUCGUGGACAUGGACGUGAACGUGGACAUAGACGUGGACGUGGACAUGGACGUGGACGAGGUCGUGGACUUGGACGUGGACGUGGACGUGGACAUGGUCGUGGACGUGGACGUGGACAUGGACGUGGACGUGGACGUGGACGUGGACAUGGACGUGGACGUGGACGUGGACAUGGUCGUGGACGUGGACAUGGACGUGGACGUGGACAUGGAUAUGGACGUGGACGUGGACAUGGACGUGGACGUUGACGAGUUGGACGUGGACAUGGACGUGGACGUGGACAUGGACGUGGAAGUGGACGUGGACGUGGACGUGGAGAACUUGGACGUGGACAUGGACGUGAACGUGGACGUGGACAUGGACGUGGAGGACUUGGACGUGGACAUGGACGUGGACGUGGACGUGGACAUGGACGUGGGCGUGGACAUGGAGGUGGACGUGGACGUGGACGUGGACCUGGACGUGGACGUGGACGUGGACGUGGACGUGGACAUGGUCGUGGACAUGGACAUGAACAUGGACAUGGACGUGGACGUGGACGUGGACGUGGUCGUGGACGUGAACGUGGACGUGGACGUGGACGUGGUCGUGGACGUGGACGUGGACGUGGACGUUGACAUGGACGUGGACGUGGACGUGGACGUGGAGGUGGACAUGGACGUGGACGUGGACGUGGACGUGGACGUGGACGUGGACGUGGUCGUGGACGUGGACAUGGACGUGGACGUGGACGUGGACGUGGACGUGGACGUGGACGUGGACGUGGACGUGGACGUGGACGUGGACCUCGACGUAGACGUGGACGUGGACAUAGACGUGGACAUGGACGUGGACGUGGACGUGGACGUGGACUGGGACGUGGACGUGGAGUGGAGUGGACGUGGACAUGGACGUGGACGCGGACGUGGACGUGGACUGGGACGUGGACGUGGAGUGGACGUGGACGUGGACGUGGACGUGGACGUGGACGUGGACCUGGACGUGGACGUGGACGUGGACGUGGACGUGGACUGGACGUGGACGUGGACAUUGACGUGGACGUGGACGUGGACGUGGACGUGGACAUGGACGUGGACGUGGACGUGGACGUGGACGUGGACGUGGUCGUGGACGUGGACAUGGACGUGGACGUGGACGUGGACACGUGGACGUGGACGUGGACGUGGACGUGGACGUGGACAUGGACGUGGACGUGGACGUGGACUGGGACGUGGACGUGGACGUGGAGUGGACGUGGACGUGGACGUGGACGUGGACGUGGACGUGGACGUGGACGUGGACGUGGACCUGGACGUGGACGUGGACGUGGACGUGGACGUGGACGUUGACGUGGACGUUGACGUGGACGUGGACGUGGACGUGGACGUGGACGUGGACCUGGACGUGGACGUGACGUGGACGUGGACGUGGACACGUGGACGUGACGUGGACGUGGACGUGGACCUGGACGUGGACGUGGACGUGGACGUGGACGUAGACGUGGACGUGGACGUGGACGUGGACGUGGACGUGGACAUCGACAUGGACGUGGACGUGGACGUGGACGUGGACUGGGACGUGGACGUGGACGUGGAGUGGACGUGGACGUGGACGUGGACGUGGAUGUGGACGUGGACGUGGACGUGGACGUGGACGUGGACGUGGACGUGGACGUGGACGUUGACGUGGACGUUGACGUGGACGUGGACGUGGACGUGGACGUGGACGUGGACGUGGACUGGACCUGGACGUGGACCUGGUCGUGGACCUGGAUGUGGACCUGGACGUGGACGUGGACGUGGACGUGGACGUGGACGUGGACGUGGACGUGGAGGUGGACGUGGACGUGGACGUGGAGGUGGACGUGGACGUGGACGUGGACGUGGAGGUGGACGUGGAGGACGUGGACGUAGACUUGGACGUGGACAUGGACGUGAACGUGGACGUGGACGUGGACCUGGACGUGGACGUGGACGUGGAUGUGGACGUCGACGUGGACGUGGACGUGGACAUGGACGUGGAGGUAGACGUGGAGUGGACGUGGACGUGGACGUGGACAUGGACGUGGACGUGGACGUGGACGUGGACGUGGACGUGGACGUGGACAUGGACGUGGACGUGGACGUGGACGUGGACAUGGACGUAGACGUGGACGUGGACGUGGACGUGGACGUGGACGUGGACGUGGACGUGGAGGACGUGGACGUGGACGUGGACGUGGACGUGGACGUGGAGAACUUGGACGUGGACAUGGACGUGAACGUGAACGUGAACGUGGACGUGGACGUGGACGUGGACGUGGACAUGGACGUGGACGUGGACGUGGGCAUGGACGUGGACGUCGACGUAGACGUAGACGUGGACGUGGACGUGGACGUGGACGUGGACGUGGAGGACGUGGACGUGGACGUUGACGUGGACGUGGACGUGGACGUGGAGAACUUGGACGUGGACAUGGACGUGAACGUGGACGUGGACGUGGACGUGGAGGACUUGGACGUGGACAUCGACGUGGACGUGGAGUGGACGUGGACGUGGACGUUGACGUGGACGUGGACGUGGACGUGGACAUGGACGUGGACGUGGACGUGGACGUGGACGUGGACGUGGACGACGUGGACGUGGACGUGUACGUGGACGUGGACGUGGACAUGGACGUGGACAUGGACGUGGACGUCGACGUGGACAUGGACGUGGACAUGGACGUGGACGUGGACGUGGAGUGAACGUGGAGUGGACGUGGACGUGGACAUGGACGUGGACGUGGACGUGGACGUGCACGUGCACGUGGACGUGGACGUGGACGUGGACGUGGAUGUGGACGUGGAGGACGUGGACGUGGACGUGGACGUGGACGUGGAGAACUUGGACGUGGACAUGGACGUGAACGUGGACGUGGACGUGGACGUGGAGGACUUGGAUGUGGACAUGGACGUGGACGUGGACGUGGACAUGGACGUGGACGUGGAUGUGGACGUGGACGCGGACGUGGACGUGGACGUGGACGUGGACGUGGACGUGGACCUGGACAUAGACGUGGACGUGGACGUGGACGUGGACAUGGACGUGGACGUGGUCGUGGACGUGGACGUGGACGUGGACAUGGACGUGGACGUGAACAAGACGUGGACGUGA
Closterium sp. NIES-65 is the source of this 5691-nucleotide messenger RNA. NCBI's taxonomy places the organism in Eukaryota, Viridiplantae, Streptophyta, Zygnematophyceae, Desmidiales, Closteriaceae. The record is from the annotation of a GenBank genome assembly.